AUGGCAAAAGUUGUAGCACUCGUGGCCUAUGCCCUCUGCCUCUUGGCCCUGUCUGGAUAUGCCACUGCCGCCGGCGACAAAAAAGACAGCAAGUUCACCGUCGAAGGCAAGGUUUACUGUGACCCAUGUCGCGUCCAGUUCGUCACCAAAUUGAGUCAAUUCCUUGAAGGUGUGGAUGUGGCCUUGCUUUGCACAAAUCCGGUGACUGGAAAUGUGACGUACUCCGUUAACGGAAAAACUGGCAAAGAUGGGAGCUAUUGUCUAAAGGCCGAAGGAGAUCACGGUGAUGAGGUUUGUGAGGUGAAGGUGGCGACAAGCCCCCAACCUAACACCUGCGGUGAAGCCAUGGACGAAACAGCCCCAGUUUUUCUUACAGAUAUUGAAUCAAACACCGAUAUUCGCUACGCUAACUACAUCGGCUUCAUGAAGAAGGACCCCGACGCCGAGUGCACCAAAGCGCUCGAGGAGUUGGGUAUCUACCCUGGUGAUCCUGAUGAGGAUGUCGCUGCUGAAGAUCCACCUGCUAAUGAAGGAUCUGCUACUGUAGUACCUGCUCCUGAAGGAUCUACUCUUGAAGAACUUGCACUACCUGCUGAUAAUUAA
Messenger RNA from Cornus florida, 603 nucleotides. RefSeq names its product olee1-like protein. NCBI's taxonomy places the organism in Eukaryota, Viridiplantae, Streptophyta, Magnoliopsida, Cornales, Cornaceae. The transcript is spliced from 2 exons. The coding region runs from base 1 to 603 and encodes 200 amino acids. The record is from RefSeq and is a predicted model, not a curated record.